UUAAAUGUCAAUUUGCCUGUCUGGAUUGUCAUUAAAAACGUCCCGCGAAGAAAGAGUAUUUAAUAUAAGUAAAUAAUUUUGAUUAUAAGCAUGUACGUAACGUAUAAUAAUCGUAAUAGGUAUUAGGUUUAUUCCGGUAUUAUUUAAUUAACUUGAAAGAUAAAUUACCGGCGUGGCUGUUAAAUAUUUCUCAUUUUUUAAAUACUAAGAUCUAGCCUCUUUAAAAUCAUGAAUGAUAACAAUGAAGUCUUUAGUAUAAAUUACAAAAAAUCUUUACAAUAUUGGGCAGAUAUACCACCUACGGUUGAUGGAGUACUUGGAGGAUUUGGAUUUAUUUCAAAUGCUGAUAUAGAGGGAUCUGAGCUUUUCCUAAAGUCUUUACUUUCAUCUGAGAGUGCUCCUUGUACUAAUGUUGCUCUAGAUUGUGGUGCUGGAAUUGGUAGAAUAACAAAGUAUUUAUUAUUACCACAUUUUGAAUCAGUUGAUGUGGUUGAACCAGAUGAAAAAUUUAUUAAUUCUAUCAAAGAAUAUGUGGGUGAACUUGCAUCAAAACUGGGCACACUGUACAAAGUUGGUUUACAAGAGUUUGUUCCUGUAAGAAAAUAUGAUGUUAUUUGGAAUCAGUGGGUCCUAGGAUAUCUUACCGAUGAAGAUUUAGAAGCUUAUCUCAUACGAUGCAGAGAUUCGCUGUCUGAUAAUGGGAUAAUAGUUGUAAAGGAAAAUGUUACUUCUUCGGGGAAAGUUGAAAAAGAUUCUACAGAUUCAUCAGUUACAAGAUCUUUUAAACAAUAUAUUAAAAUAUUUAAAAAAUGUAAUUUGAAAAGAAUUAAGCAAUGUAAACAAGCUAACUUUCCAAAUGGAAUAUAUCCUGUAUAUAUGUUUGCAUUAGUACCUAAUAAUAAGAAAAUAGAAAAAUCAAUAGAUCAUAGUAUUUGAUACAAUAAAUAAUGUAAUUAUUAAAAA
Molecule: messenger RNA, 963 nt
Organism: Spodoptera frugiperda (fall armyworm)
Lineage: Eukaryota; Metazoa; Arthropoda; Insecta; Lepidoptera; Noctuidae
Product: N-terminal Xaa-Pro-Lys N-methyltransferase 1-A-like
Exons: 4
Coding region: 229-936 (235 amino acids)
Biological process (GO): N-terminal protein amino acid methylation
Cellular component (GO): cytoplasm
Molecular function (GO): N-terminal protein N-methyltransferase activity
Source: RefSeq, a predicted model, not a curated record